Messenger RNA from Helobdella robusta, 930 nucleotides. RefSeq lists its product as hypothetical. The transcript is spliced from 6 exons. NCBI's taxonomy places the organism in Eukaryota, Metazoa, Annelida, Clitellata, Rhynchobdellida, Glossiphoniidae. The coding region runs from base 1 to 645 and encodes 214 amino acids. The record is from RefSeq and is a predicted model, not a curated record.
AUGUAUAUCCCUAAGGCCCGAUUGGAUGGUUACGAAGUGGCAGCCUCAAAACCCUCCACAAUUCCUUCACUGGCUACAUUAGUUCAGCUCUUGAUAGAUUCAUGCCGCCAGUAUUUAGUUUGUCUUGAAUUCCACAACAUGUUCUCUGGCAAAUCAAAAGAAAAUUUACACGAACUCAGCCAUCGUGAAAUCAAGGAGCUGUCCAUACCGGAAAAACUGUUGAAGUCCUCCCAACAAAAAGAUUGCAUCAUCAUCAACAGAAUUGCCACACUUCUCGAAAUGAAAUCCAAAGAACUACGCCUGUUGACUUUCAUCAUAGAGAAUGGUCUCUUCUUGUUGUGGACUCACAUGGAGUUCUACCUCGUGAAUGGUAGGAGUGCUCGCUCCGACAUCAGUCAUCUCCACUUUUUUAAAGGCUCGAAUGAGACGAAGACAUCCGAUGGGUUCUUAAUGGACGCCGGCCUGUCAGAGGAGGAUAUUACCAUCUUCAAGAAAGAAAGCGUUACCUGGAUGAACGAGAUUUUUUUUGAAAGUUUAUUGAAAGUUUACAAGAAUCAAAGAAAAGACUCAUCAUCGUCUGGUUUUAUACCUGCCUUGGUCAGACGUUUAAGAAGAAUUAUCACAUUUUAUGCUUGUAAGAACUGAUUCAUUGACGCCAUAUGUGUGUAACUGCUGGACACUUUUAAUUAUAAAAAAAACCAGUGAUUUAUUUUUAGAGAACGUUACAAUUUUAAAAUUGCUGCCCCCUAAAUGCAUUUGAAAGAGCGUUGGUUUUAAUAAUUUUUGUAGUUUUGUUCAUUCGGGUCGUUGUUUCGUCGUAGCAUUAAGUGGGGACGUGGCGUUUCGUCGUUUAUUACAACAACCACCUGUAAAUUUUUUGCUUUAAUAUCUAUAAAUUAAUCGGUUAGUAAAUAAAAAUGUUUACAUGAG